UUUCCUGUCAUCAUGCAUGGGAUCACCCAUUCUUCGUUCCAUAUCUGACCUAUGGAACGUCAUGAUUUUGUCUGGUUCAGUAACUGAUACUGCCAGCUCGAGAAGACGGAGAGCACUCGGAGAGGAUAAUAUAUGGGAGAUGACGGACUACAGGAGAGGACCGUGAAAACUCCCUCACAGCUGCAGCAUGGAAAAUAGGUCUUGGGUUUGUCUUGGACGUAACGACCCACAAGUCAUUUAUUGUUUUUAUUCUCAUCAUGACCGUGACGUCGACCCGUACUUCAGCCGGGGUGUGUUGCAGACUUAUUCACAAUCGUAAUGCAAGGUGUCGCCGGCACCAGGCAGACACAAAAUGCCCUGCGAAAGAACUGUGUUUGAGACAUGCUACGCCUAUCGACACCUCACCUGUGGUCACGAUUCGGGUUUGAGCUCGCGGUUUGGUCUGGAAUUACUCCACGAACGUCAUCAUCAACAGGUUUCAUCGUCGCGUUUAUCUCUGUCAGCCGCCGUUCUGCAAAGGUAUAAGAACCCAUCACUGUCAUUACAGUCCUUACCCACAUCUCUUCCUGCUUUCUAUCUAUCAGAUCACUUUAGCGCUCCAUUUCACGAUUUUCACGAACCUUUAUACAAUAUCCUUACAAUGCGCUUCCUAUCCCUUUAUAUUGUCUUUGUCUCGUUCUCACUCGCUCUCUUGCUUUCGGGGGGCGUCCAUGGCAUACCUGUCAGUGUCUCCAAUCCCAAUGCAUCACCACGUCAUGCGGAGGUGCAUAGGAGCGACGACAUCACCGGCGGCCUCUUGUCUGAUUUGCUUAAGGCCGUGACGGCCCUUCUUGGCUCACUCCCGGGCCCAGCCGCGCAAACACUGGCAGCACCGGCCAUAAUCAACCCCGUACAGAAUCUGACCUCUAGCUUGCCCCUUCCCGGGCUGCCAGUUCUAUUGGGCGCAGUAGAAGCGGCUGACUUUGGCAGUUCCUACUCCUCUUCGUCGACUGUUCAGGCAAGCUCGACUGCCUCCCCUUCUCAGGCAUCAUCCGCCGCCGCCUCUGCGUCGGCUGUUCAUCAGCAGGCUGAUGUGCACCCGGGUCGUGGACGCCAUGUUCACCGUCGUGAUACAACCUCAGCACCUGCAUCAUUGUCUUCAGGCUCGGUGUAUGCUUCAUCGACCAGCGCUUCCGGCUCGGUGCCUGUCUCGCCAGCAAUUGCCCCGUCAGCCAUUGCCUCAGCCAAGCCUGCUCUUGCUGUGGUAACACCAAUUCCUUCUCUCCCUGUAUCGCCGCCCGUCCCAACUCUUCCAGCACCGCUACCCGCCGCAAUUCCUCCUCUUCCAGUAUCUCCUCCCGCCGCAAUUCCUCCCAUUCCAGUAUCUCUUCCCGCCGCACUUCCUUCUCUCCCAGCAUCUCUUCCCGCCGCCAUCCCGGUCCUCGCCGCAUCUGGCAUGCCCACUGCCUCUGGUACAACCAAAGGCAAGAGGACCCGCAGGAACACCCACCACAGGUAAUAGCACAUCUUCCAUAACUGCAUAGCUGGCCUCCGCUGAAGGGACGUCAUCACGUUGAGUGAAUUGUGGGUCCGCUCCGUGUUGAAAUAGUUUACCUCGCGUUGUAGUGCCGUUAUGUUAUUUUGGUUGAUCUUCAUGCAUAUUAAUGAUUUGCGCCUGCCAUCUCCAUUUGAACCUUGAACAAACUGUCCUCAGAUCUUCCCCGGCG
Molecule: messenger RNA, 1706 nt
Organism: Suillus clintonianus
Lineage: Eukaryota; Fungi; Basidiomycota; Agaricomycetes; Boletales; Suillaceae
Exons: 2
Coding region: 353-1498 (381 amino acids)
Source: RefSeq, a predicted model, not a curated record